This is a messenger RNA of Bactrocera dorsalis (oriental fruit fly), 960 nucleotides long. RefSeq lists its product as uncharacterized. Bases 1 to 960 code for a protein of 319 amino acids. The record is from RefSeq and is a predicted model, not a curated record. The transcript is spliced from 2 exons. Lineage: Eukaryota; Metazoa; Arthropoda; Insecta; Diptera; Tephritidae.
AUGCCUACUACGGAAAUACGCGAAAAAUUAAAGGAAUUUAAUCAGCAAACUAAAGCGGAGACCAAUAUUUUCCUCUAUAACAGCAAGGAAGUGGAAAUCAGUGACUUCAUAACCGGAGAAACGACAGUGAUUUUAGUUAAUCGCAUGCAGACCAACUCUAAACUAAUUUAUCAACUUAAUAAAAAUGCGCUAGCCAUCGUGUUAAUUGCUAAUAGAAAAUCUUAUGACUUGCUGGACGUACUAAAUGAGCUGUUAACACGACUGCGACACCUGAAAGUACUAAUCAUACUACCACCAACACUGAGCGAUGAAAAAUCACAACUGAUGAUGUUUCAAUGGGCGUGGAAAUCGGGUUACACACGCAUGAUGUGCUUGUAUACGACAACUAAUGUUAACGGUACACAAAUAAGGCUUAUGAGUUACACACCUUUCCCAGAGUUGCAUUUGGUAACAGUUGAGCGUCCAGAAGAUUAUUUUCGAUCCACAUUACCGCAAGAUUUUCAAGGACAUCCAAUACGCUCACCCUUCGGACAGAGCCCACCAAUUGUGUUUAGUUACACAGAUCGGUAUGGACACCAGAAGACUUCCGGUAUGUGGUAUUAUCUACUUCAACAUUUUAUUCAAGUUCACAACGCCACGCUCGAGGAAGUUAUGCUACCUAAACCGUAUCCCGAAAGUGUAGCUAUGGAAUCAGUGGUUGCUGCAAUGCAGCGAAAUCAAGUGGAUGUAUCUUUGCAUGUUUAUCAAGUGGACUACGACAAAUGGCAUUCAAAUCAACCGCCAUUUAUAUUUCAUGUGUAUUUUCGUGUACCGAAUGCCAAGCCACGUCCGUUUAAAGACUUCUUAUGGGCGCCAUUUGAGUCUAAGCUUUGGUAUGUGGUAUUGCAUUAUUUGCUUUUUAUGGCGCUGAUAAUCACCAUUAUCAAAAUCGAUCAGUUUGGUAGUACGGUAACCACAUAA